Paramecium pentaurelia is the source of this 441-nucleotide messenger RNA. Lineage: Eukaryota; Ciliophora; Oligohymenophorea; Peniculida; Parameciidae. The record is from the annotation of a GenBank genome assembly.
AUGUUGAGCUAAAAAGAGGAUUGUCUAACUAACUUUGGAAAACAAGGAAUGGUGGUAAGUAAUAAGGAAUUGUUUAUCUUAUGUCUCCACUUAGGUCAUUAGAAUUUAAAACUAGUUGAUCAAUAAAGAAAGAAAGAUAGUUUUUUUGAAAUUUAAAUUUGUAUAAUAUUGCUUAUUAAAUCGCUAAAAAUGACUAAAUAGAGUUUCUUGUGCUUCAUUAAGUACUUGCUAUUAGAAUGGUAGUUCAUGUUGUUAAAGAUUCCCCAGUUGUUCUUCAGUAAUAGCAACUAAUUAAUUAGAAUAUGUUAAUAUGAAUGCUUCAUGUAAAGGAAUUAGCUAUGGCAACUAUUAUUUCUUCCCAACAUAAAAUUUGUGUUGUUCUAUAUACAACUAAUGGUAAUCAUAAUCCUAAUAUUGGUACUGAUGGAGUGUGUUUCUUGA